AUAUAUAUGUAUGAAUGAUGUACAGUGUUGUCAUAAAAGGCAGAUUUAUAAAAUGCACGCAAUUGGUCAGUCCUGGGGGUUCAGAGGUUGUUAUGUAAAUAUACAACAUGGCGGCCCCCAUCGACGACAUCUUUUCUCGCUGCGUGGAUCCUGGCAAAACUAGUAAUUGCGUGGAGGUCCGAUUUAUCGAUAAUGUCAAGGGAAAAGGAUUAUUCGCCAAAAGACCUUUCAAAGAGGGUGAUACAAUUUUUACUGAGCAACCUCUAGUCUCGUCUCAGUUCUUGUGGAAUGCCUUGUACAAAUACAGAGCUUGUGAAUACUGUCUCCGAGCUCUGGAAACAGCAGAGGAGAAUGCCAGGAGGUUGAGUGGUCUGCCAGGUCUGAGUGUGCCCCAUCCUGAGCUGUGUAAAGUGCGACCUGAACGACACCAGGCCUGUCCACUGUGUCAGGUGAUGUAUUGUAGUACUGAGUGCCGACAAGCUGCGUGGGAGCAGUACCACAAGGUCCUAUGUCUCGGCCCCUCCCAUGAUGACCCAGAUCAUCCAAUCAAUAAGCUGCAGGAAGUGUGGAGGAGUGUGCACUAUCCUCCAGAAACCUCCAGUAUCAUGCUAAUGGCUAGGAUGGUGACCACUAUCAAGCAGGCUCAAGACAAGGGACGCUGGCAGAGGCUGUUCUCUAACUUUUGUAGUCGUACAGCGAAUGAAGAGGAGGAGAUAGUUCAUAAAUUGUUGGGAGAGAAGUUUCAGGGACAGCUGAGCUUGCUGCAUAAUCUGUUUACCACAGCUCUGUACGAUGAUCGUCUGAGUCAGUGGUUCACUCCAGAGGGAUUUCGCUCUCUCUUUUCACUUAUUGGGACCAACAGUCAGGGAAUUGGUACCAGUUCUCUUAGUCAGUGGGUGCAUGCCUGUGAUGCACUGGAGCUUCCCGGCCAGCAGAGGGAGCAACUGGAUGCUUUUAUUGACCAGCUCUACAAGGACAUUGACAAAGAAACCGGUGAUUUCCUCAACUGCGAGGGCUCGGGUCUUUUCCUGCUACAAAGCUCCUGUAACCACAGCUGCGUUCCCAAUGCCGAGGCCUCAUUCCCUGACAACAACUUCCUCCUCCACCUCAGCGCCCUAAGUGACAUCAGCCCAGGAGAGGAAAUUUGCAUCAGCUAUCUGGACUGCUGCCAGCAAGACAGGAGUCGUCAUAGCCGGCACAAGAUCUUGAGGGAGAAUUAUUUAUUCAUCUGUUCCUGUCAGAAGUGCAUAUCCCAGAUGAAUGACGCGGAUGUGACAUCAGAGGAUGAAGAGGAAGUGGAAGAAGAUGUUGUUUCAUUAAAUGAGGCUAUAAUACAAGUUGGACAUCCUGUUAGGAUGAAAGAGAGGGGAAUUACAUGGCAGAAGGGAAAGACACCUGGGGUUGUGCCUGUGAGGAAUAAUCGCUGGAUGCUGCUGGCAGCACAAAGCCAGCUGGGUCAUGACAGCUCUGGCCAGCAGCACCACAGGAGCAUGUCUGAGUCUGCUUUGAAAUAUUCUUUCAGAAUGGCCCACUGUGAGUAAUGCCACACAGCAAGUAGACUUCCUUCUUCACAGAGCGAGAGGGGUCAGGGAGCGUACCCCUGGAGGAACGGGUUGAUGUAGAUGUUAAGUUUGGGGAGUGGAGGAGGGCAAAUCUCAAAUGAAAGAUAAUUAUGACUACAGAAAGAAAGGGGCCUUUAUUCUGACGAACCCCAGGCAAAAAUGACAGAAUUUACAUUUUAAAAAGUGAUUUUAAAGGAGUCAGUAGCAGGCACAUUAUGAACACUUUCAGCUCACACAGACGCUGAAAUAACGUAAUUUACACUGUGUGAUUAAAAUCGGAUUGGAUAUAUUUGAAAAUAUACCUAGGCCAGAGACUUAUCUAUUUUUGCAAAGUCGGUAACUAAUGAAUAUACAUUGUUUACACUUCAAGAUAAUGCUAAUGAGUGCUCCCUUUUUAGGGCGUAAUUGACUUGCAUACAGCAUGUUCUUAUUUGCACACAUUUGUUACACUUCAGUGCAUUAACAUAAAUCCCUGUGCUCGUGCUUCCUUGAACAACACUGCCGGAAAAAAAAUAUGCUGAACUUUGUGAAUUUUGGUGUCAUGUUAGCAUUGCACACAAAAUAGGAAGGAAGGCUUGCUAAGAUGUAAAAAAAAAAAUUGUGUGGGUGCCAUGUUUGUUUGCAUCUAUUAAAAAGUUAAAUAGCUGAAUUAGAAAAUCUUGCUGUACUUUUAAAUAGCUUUUAGUGUUUUACAGAACUUUGAGGGAAAACUGAACACUAUUUCAGUCAGCUGCUUGCAGGAAUGGGCACAGUCACUGUGCAGUGUAAAGGCAGACGAGCUGUCAUAAUUAGGUAUGCAAAUAAUAAAAUGAUGCCAUCAGUGUUGUUACAUUUCGAGAUAUGUGAACAUUAUAAAAUGUAUAGUUCCAACUCAAAAUUCGGAUUGCCCAAUUUUCAGCAGUCUUGCUUCUGGAAUUGUUUUUUCCCAUUAAAUUUUUUUUUCCAUAGGGAGUUCAUAAAUCCUUCAAAAAACAGUUCUAAGUCAUGAACCAAACCAACCAGCUCAGAUGUGAAUCACAGCAUUACAAACUUUAAUUUGAAACAAAAAAGUAUUUGAAAAUCAAACAAAAAACAAGGGCACAAGACUGUGUUCUUAAAGGAAUAUUCUGGGUUCAGUACAAGUUAAGCUCAAUCGACAGCAUUUGUGGCAUAAUGUUGAUAACAACAAAAAUGUAUUUUGACUCGUCCCUCCUUUUCUUUUAAAAAAAGGUUACAUUGAGCGUGUUGCAUCAGCUGCGUGGGAGACCUGGGUUUGGAUCCCACUUUGAAACUAGGGAGUUAUCCCACUCGCAUAAUCAGUGACGAGCAUGAUUUGGAGGGUGCAUUUUCCCCUCAAAUAUUACAUUUUUACCCCACUGAUGGUUAGGUUUAGUUUUAGUAUUUGGGUUGGUGGGUUCAGUUUAUAAAAUAUGCAUUCCUUUUAACUGUAUUAAAGCCUGUACAGUUGAAAACAACACGCUUCACAACUCGCUUUUGGCACCCCUCCGUGGACAUUUCGCCUAAAAUGGAGCUCACAUGUGCAAGCUCAACAACAUUUACCGCUUUGGCCACUGGGGACAGUGUUUUACAUUUUUGGAAAGCACAGACCGAUUUUAGCUAAAGAAAGUCAGUCUACUGUUUCAGAUUUCACUGUGUGAUCAGUCUGUAUGUUUUGGGCUGAGUAAUUGCAGAAUUAUAAUAUUUAGGGUUGUUCUAAACCCAUAAGAUGGUUGGCAGAAUGAUAUCCUCAGUCACCAUUUGCUUUCAUUGCAUAUUUUUUUCCAUACAAUGAAAGUGAAUGAUGGCUUAAUCUGUCAUACUACCAAACAUCUACUUUUGGAAGUUUUAUGGAACGACAUAAAUGAUGACAAGAUUUGCACUUUUGUAUGAAAUAUGCCUUUAAUAAUAAAGGUUAGAAAAAUGUCUUAGCAGAAUUUUUUAGCAAUAUCCAUACAGUGCUACCUUGCAAGUGCUGUAAAUAUCAGUCUGUAAGAGUAGCAUACACUCUGUGUCCUGUCACUUGGUGAGACAGGCUUAGUACGCAUUAUUGCAGAGUUUUUUAUUAUUGUUUUUUAACAUAUGUAGAUGAUUAUGCAGACACUGCACAAUGAACAACUAAUUAGGGAGCUGCUUUGUUUGGAACCAUUUCUCAAGUUGAAGUAUGAAGCACAUGGAAACCAUCAGGAGUGAGCUGCCCAAAUCUGUUAGCGCUGUGAAAGCCAUGAGCGCCCAGGAGGGAGAUUGUAAAGCAGAGUGACUUACUGCUCCUGUCCUGCAUAGCUGAUGGAAAGCUCAUUUGCACAACUACCCAGACUCAGUUGAAAUAAACACUGAGACUAGUGCAAUAGAACUGAGUAUGAAUGUCUAGCAAUUGAUACAUGGUUUCACGUCUGUUCUGGAUGGCUUAAUUUUCUUGAAACAAACCAUUUCUGAAAUAUUCUUACAAUUGUGGACGUUUGUCAAAAAAUUCACAGGUGGGAGAUCUGCCUUUGACUUUCUGCGUUCUGUAGUUUUUAGUGCAAAAUAUUCUGUCAUCGUUUCACCUUUCUCUCCUUAUUUUGAACACCAAAAGAGAUAUAUUGUUGACUGUUUGAGCUGCUGUUUUGCAUAUAAUGAGAGUAGGCAGUGAUUUGUACUUCGAAGCUCCAAAAAAGCACCAUAAAAUUAGUCCUACAAUUGAAUAGCUGAACAGGCAAGAAGUCUUAUUCACUGCUAAUCUCUGCUGCAGCUCUCAAUGACAUUGGUUUUCCACGUUUGAAAACUGUAUGUGGAUGUGUGAAUGAGGGCAAGAUUAUCAGUGAAUAACUACUUACAUUUUGGUAUUUUCCUCAUGCAAAGCUAUUGUAUGUCUUCAGAAGACUUGGAAAAUAGUGCAGAAGUCAAUUUAUGGUACUUUUAUGGUGCUUUUUUAUCUUUUUUUGAGCUUGAAACGACAUGAGGGUGAAUAAAUUAUGAGACCAAUUUUAUUUUAAGAGUCUAACAAAUGGAUAUAGGCACUUUACUGUUUUUUUUUUUUCUUUUUAUUUGAAUAGAAAGCCAAAGAGGAGGUUAAGAGGCAAUUGUGUUCCAUUUCUAUCAUUUACACAGUAAGAGUUUUUUUUGUUUGUUUUUUUUUUUUUUUUGUGCUUAGUAAAUGCACAAAAGAUUGUUGAUUUCCCUCACAUUCAUUAUUCUGCUUUCUCAACAGUGGCUUGAGACCUUUUGAAAUAUGUUGAUAUUUGCUGAAGUUGUCCAACCCUAUCCAAAUUUGAAUCCCAGGCAAUCAAAAUAAAGCCUAGUUUUUCAGAAAGAACUGGAAUGUGCCCACCCAGAUGAUUUCAUCCACAUAGGCCAUAGCUGUCCCUCCCAGACCAAAAAUGUGGUUUGACACAUGAAGUGUAAAAAGGAGUUGGAGACGUGCCGGUCAUUUAGUGGUCUAUCUUCUUAUCUGGGUUUCUAAUUCUUACAACAGGUUCCUUGUUAAAUGAAGCUAGUCUUUUUUUCUGCUUGGCAUUUUAAAGUCAGCCGAUAAAAAAACGGAGGGACACUGAACAAUUAUGUUUAACCGACUCUGGGAGUCUAUUUAGGUCGGUGAGAUAUUCCACAAAGAUAAGAUAUAACUCCCUUCUUGUCCUCGGGCGAGCCAUUUACUGGGUUUUUAUGUUGCACAAAAGGUCAUUCAUGAAGCAAUCAUUUCAGAAAUGUUUGGCCCACCACAGAAUUAACAUGGAGCUCCAGUGCAACAAUUGUUUGAUUUCAUUCGAUUUUGACUUACUGUUGAAAGGACAAGAAUGAGCCAAUGGAAAUGGCAUGAACAGUUCAGUAGAUGUCACUCUUGACUGAUGAACAAUUAACUGAUGUUAGUAACUUUAUGAACAUAAUACUCCCUUCAUCUGAGGCUAUAACAAAUCCCAGACAAUAGACUUCUGAAAAAAUUUGCGAAACCGCCAUAAUGCUCAGGGUGGUUUCUUACUGGCCCAGGUCAAUGGAGCCCACCCCCAAGUCUCUAUGAUAUUUUGGGCCCUAGAGAUUUCUUUCACCUGUUUUAUAGUCUGCCGGGCGAAAAUGGUCAGAUCAUUUAGAAAAGUAAUAGCACACCUCUCAUCAACAAGCUAGACGAUUUGAGGUAUGACUCAUGUCCAUAGCAAAAACAGCAGGAUGAGUUACACACUGAAAAUGUAACACUCAGGGUUAGGGGUUUUGAAAAAUCCCUAACUUACGUAUGAGUAAUAGCAAACAUCAAUAAUGUGCAGCCUGAUCUCAUGAAUAUUACUUGACCAUGGCAAAAUUUUUGCAAAAAGAAAUUAUGUGCAGUUUUCACUGCGGUGUUCGAGUGAAAUGUCCAGUAAGGGGUGCCAAAAGCAAGUGAUAUUGUUCUCUAAUCAGACAAGGUUUUUAAGGCAAAUGUUAGAGGGAGGUUUUAAAGAGCAAAGCAUACCUCCCUAACCUAAAACUUUAGCCUAAACCUAACCAAUAGUGUCCUAAAAGCAAAUGAGAGGUUAACAAAACAGACAUCCUUACCCUAAACCAACACCAUAACCUAACUGAUAGACCCCUAAAAGCAAAUGAGAGGGAAACAAAACAGACACACUUAACCUAAACCAACACCUAAACCUAACCAAUAGUGUCCUAAAAGCAAAUGCAAGAUGAAAAGCAAAUUUUCUGAAGCAGUCACGUCAAUGCAUGUCACUUAUUUGACACUUUCAUCUCACAUGUCAAAUUGCGUUUUUGACUGGAGAUCGAGCCUCGAUCUUCUGAGCCCAAAGUUCAACACACUAUCAGGUGAGUUACCGCACAAGCUAAUUACUUUGGAAUAAGUGUGUAAAUGUAGGUUGGUCUGAAAUACAAUCAUUAAAAUGUCUUGUUUUUCAAAUGAUGCAUUUGAGUAAAAGUGUUUAGAUACCAUAUCAUAGCAGUAUGUGAGUAAUAGAGUGAAAAAUAAGUGUUUAUCAAGCCAUAAUGAGCCGUUGUACUUUUGAUUUGUGUGAAAGUGGAUAAAACGCACAGUUGUUGUAGAGCCUCUAGUGUUCAUUUCAGCGGGAAGCUACAGCAAAACAUAGAAUGCGGCACACAGAAAUCAGUUUGCAAAAAUUUAAGUUUAAUAACGUUCAUUCUAUGAGACAAGAUUGAUAAUGUGCCAUGUGUGGUUGUUGAAUAUUGGUAGUUGUUAACCAUCAUUAACAACUACCAUGGGCAAAGAAUAGUUGCCCUAUAUGAAUCCAGUUGCCUAUAUAUAGAAUAUACUGUGUAUCUGAAACUACUUGGGCUCAUUAACGAAAAGUGCUCUUUGGAAAUAGGAAAAAGAUUAAAGCCCAGCCUCAUAAUAACACAAAAGUGGAUGUUUCUCUUUUAAAUGGAUAUCUUUGUAAGCCAUGCCUAGUUUCCACUGAUUAACUACUCUUAUAUGAUAAGAGCUCACGUCAACUAAAUGUGGUGACACUGUCUUAUAAAGUCACCUUAAUUAGGAAUGCUUUGUGUGACAUCCUGUGGAUAGAGCCGCUUCAUGAGUGCACCUGAAAAAUUAAAUUGACUUAAUUAAAAGGCUUUAGAUAUUUUUAGAAGCUUUAGGAUUGUAUUAUUCAUCAAAGUCAAGGCACAUUCAUUACCAGCCUUUGCUCUGGAAAACACGUGUGCUCUAGUUAGCAUUGGAUAUUGAUUGAUGUGGGAGCCGUUAAUGGACAAAGCCAUAGCUGUGUUUUAAGAGCAGCUGUAGCACGCAAUAACUGUGAAUACUUUUCACCUGAAAUUGAUGGCAGGGUUAAGCAAAGGACUUGUAUGAUUUGUAAACAGUGACAGUGUCAGGUUUUGGUGUAUUAUGUGGAUUCCAGGGUUGGGGAAAUUUCAGAAUUGGCUCCCUUUCAUUUUCCAAGUUUGAAUUUUAAUUGAAUUGGAAUCGACAGGGAGAGGAAUUUCUAAAUUGCUAUUCCAAAACAUUCAACACAGGUAAUGGCAUGUGAAAUGAAGUGUUCUGUCAGUGUUCCUGAUCCUGAUUUUUGUGCUUUACAUUCAAGCACUUUUCAAAAUCCUAAAACCUGUUUAUUUUCAGUUUUAACUUAGAUUUGGAAUCCCAGAUUUUCAAUGUACACUCAGACUUUUGAAACCCACUAUAUAAAAUAAAUACACAUGUCUUUAGGUGACAUUUCAAACAUUUAUUAUUAAUAUUAUCAACAUCUAAUGUUUCAGGAAUGUCUAAGGUUUCUGGAAGUACCCCAUAUGUUGUGUGUAUGAUCGCAUAUUUAUGGAUAAUUCAUACUUAUUAAAAAUUACACUAACUGUGCAGCAGUUAUAUGAAUUUCUUUCAUUUGCAUUCUAUUUUUAUUCUACUUCCUAAAAUUCAAAUUCAGGAUUUGAUUUGGAAUUUAAAAGUCAUUAUUUCAGUUCUGAACGUUGCACAACCCUGGUUGAUUCUGUUCAUAGUCUAGACAAAACAGCCAUUAAUCAUAUGUAGUUUGAUUUCACCGUGGCCAGAAAUAUCAUUCGUGGGCCGCCUUCAGAGUUUAUCAUUUGCAUGACCCACAAGACUUCCCUUGUCCCCAAGGGCAUAGCAGCACUCUUUAAAAAGUUGAUUCGGUCCCCCACAAUUUUUUCAAGUUAAACCCAUACCGAGUCCUAAAGGUGCAUUUGUAUACAGUAUGUUUCAGAAUUCUUUGCAUUUUGUUACUUUGGGCUGAUUGAGUGACCAUUCAGCCAGUCGCAGGUGAGUUUCAUGAGCCGAAACAACCCUUACGUAAUAGGCUGUCAGUCUGUAAUCAACGCGGCUCCGUUCAUAUCUGCAAAGUUGCUUUCAGCAAUGCUCAUUUAUCCAUGUUUUUACCUGCACUGAUGUUAACAAGAGUUAUUUAUCAGCAUAUCAUUCUUGAUUGGGAGCAUUACAUGAAAUGCACUGCAGAAAAAACAAAACGAAGGACAAUCCUUCUUUUAAGCACACAUUGUAAGUGGAGUUUAUAUUAGCGCCAGAUUCUUCAUUAAGUUAUGCUUUUUACAUUAUGUUUGUGAGGUAAAAGUUUGAUUGGUUCUUUUCGCCUAUUUAAGCAGAUUACUAGAUCUGUGUUAAAUAUGUAAACUAUUUUUAAUAUCAGCUGCAGUUUUUUACCUCUAUGUUGGUGUGCAGUCGACAAACUGUAUGAAAAAGAUAGAUCUGCUGUGUUCUUAGUACACAUGCAUUUUACUGAAGUCAAUAGAUAUGUAGACACGCUUUUUUAUACAUGAAAACGUAUGUAUUCACCUUAAUUAUUAUAAGACUAUUAUUGUUGUCUUUUGAUUAAAGUCAUUCUCAGCAGCUCGCAAACUGUUGGUCUUGUUGUAGGUCUGAAGACAUACAAAAGAAAAAAGAUUAAAAUUGUCUUUUGAUCGUUGAUUCAGUGACUAACUUAUUUCACACGAGAUAUCACCAGGUGGCAUCACCAGAAAUGGACACUGAAUCAUUAAAUGGAUCUGAAUUAAUUUUGGUGAACAUUGUCAAAACACUUGAGCCACUUGGAUAAAUUUAAAUCCCACAAUGCACAAGCACAGAGUAAAAAAUAAUAUUGUGCACAUGCACAGUUGGCAUUAUUGUAAUUGAUUAAAUAAUUUAUUCAGGACCAGCUAGUGCUCAGUCUUUCAUUGUAAUGUGUAAAACAGAAGUACGCCCCUACUUGUCCCUAGUCUACUUGAAUACCAUUUUGUCAUUCUUGGAACUGGGAACAUGGGAAUUAUCCUUCCUGUCGAACUAUUAAUGGACAUACCAUGGGGAGGUCUGAGAUGCCCUUGGGAUGUUUAAGAUCAGUGGAAAGGCUAUACUUAUAUUUAUUAGGAAGAGAAACAGAUCUCUCAUUAGAAUAUUUUCAGAGGGGACCGCUGUGUUUCUGGUACAGAUUGGCUCUGCCCUCCAGUUAUUCUCACUACAUCAUUACAUUUGUGGCUUUGAACCACUCUUCCCCACAAUUUCAACUUAUUACACAUCAAAACAUGCCACAUUGUGGAUCAACUUUCAAAAGCCGUCUGUUUUGCUGAAAUAUUUUCUGAAAAUGUGCUUUUUUUUCAAGAACAUGGUUUUCUCUCUCUUCAGUUUGCAUGACAAACACUUUAGGAUUGUUAAACAAAUGAAAUGAUGGAUAUUUGGACUGUGUUGUUGGAAGCAUGUUUUCAUUCUAAACAGCAUUGUACACACCAGAAACAUCAAAAUUAUGCAUUCCACUAGCCAUUUACUUGAGGCUGUUGAUUUUGAGUGCAAUAAAGGCCUCUCCUCCAUGCUCUGUGUACUAAACACGCACACCAACAGACAGACAGACAUGAGAGAGUUGUCAGCUUGCAUGUCAAACAGUUUUAUUCUCAUACAUAUAUCCUCAUGUGGUGAGUGACAUUUCUAUUUUCUUCUUUCCUUUACUUAAAAACAAUCAUCAAACUGACAAUAAUUCAGUGUGACCUUUGGGAAAAUGGAAGCAAUGUUUGAUAUUGUAUUCAUAUAUUCAUGAUUUCAUAAUCAGGAUCAAAUACCCGCGGUUCACGCUGAUUGAAUUAAAAUCGACGUAGAUUGUGUUCCCUAUUUUAAGAAAAAUUGCAUUGUGUAUGUAUGUAAUGUCUGAUGAAGUGCUAUAGAUUAUAGAGAAAACUGCAGAAAGAGAUGUGUUUAUGCUAAUUAUAAGGAGUCUCAUCAUGUUAAUACAACCAUUUAAAUAAACCAUCAAAAAAUGACGGACGAUUACUUGUUAAAAGAAAUAUACAUUAAAUAAAUCAGGUAUGACCCGUUCAACAAA
Myxocyprinus asiaticus (Chinese sucker) is the source of this 10255-nucleotide messenger RNA. Its product is annotated as histone-lysine N-trimethyltransferase SMYD5-like. Lineage: Eukaryota; Metazoa; Chordata; Actinopteri; Cypriniformes; Catostomidae. The record is from RefSeq and is a predicted model, not a curated record. The coding region runs from base 108 to 1541 and encodes 477 amino acids. Gene Ontology annotation, molecular function: protein binding; histone H4K20 methyltransferase activity. The transcript is spliced from 14 exons.